Phaeodactylum tricornutum CCAP 1055/1 is the source of this 791-nucleotide messenger RNA. RefSeq lists its product with no specific name. The annotation marks the transcript as partial. Lineage: Eukaryota; Bacillariophyta; Bacillariophyceae; Surirellales; Neidiaceae. The transcript has 2 exons. The record is from RefSeq and is a predicted model, not a curated record.
CUUCAUACUCGCUACAAUUUUUUCCCUCCGACCAUUGCGAUGCAAAGUCGCAUCCAACGCGGAGGCCUUCCCAAGUUGGACGAGAAUGCUGGCACCGACCAGCCAGCGAAAGGUAGCGAUCCCUGGUCCGACCAAACUUGGGGAGAAAAUGCUUUGAAUUCCAGUGUAGUAAACGAGGAAUUCACUGUCAAUUUGAAUGCCGACCUAUUUUCGCCUCUUGCUUCCAUUGACCAGGAGGAUACGCAAACUUUUCUGUUUCCUAGCAAUCCGAUUUGGGAUUCCGGUGCUGUUGGCUCCAACGACCAACACCAACAAGCGCAUACCGUGACUCCGAUUGUCCAAGUGGCCAUUCACGAGCAGUUGGCGGCCAUUUAUGACCACAUUGCCGAAGAACCAACCUUCCGCAUAGAAGGUUCUAUUCACGUCAAGUCGUCCAAAAAGACUCCAGUAAAGUCACCUUUCUGUCUCUUGAUUCGAGACUCGCUGGAUCGAAUCGAGACACUCGAGAUGAACAAGGGGAAAUGCGUGGAUAUUUCGGAAAACAUGCCACGGAAAGACCUAUGCGCAUCAGAUCGCGAAUUACGAGUAGACGUGUCCGAGUCUCCCACAGACCGGGAGAUUCCCGUUGCUACAUAUACUUGUGUCCCCAAUCUCCGACCUGUGCCCUUGCUGGUGAAGAGCCGCGUACUGCGCACUGAUAGAUCCAGCCACAUUGGAUUCAAAAUCCGUGCCAAUCCUCAAAACAAGUAUCCUUUGUUACGGAUGGUAAUCAUGAUUGCCGUUCCUCCUUG